Penicillium macrosclerotiorum is the source of this 1323-nucleotide messenger RNA. It is a transcript of the gene cwc25, whose product is annotated as U2-type spliceosomal complex subunit CWC25. Gene Ontology annotation, biological process: mRNA splicing, via spliceosome. The record is from RefSeq and is a predicted model, not a curated record. Gene Ontology annotation, cellular component: U2-type spliceosomal complex. The transcript has 2 exons. Lineage: Eukaryota; Fungi; Ascomycota; Eurotiomycetes; Eurotiales; Aspergillaceae. Bases 1 to 1323 code for a protein of 440 amino acids.
AUGGGCGGCGAUCUGAACUUGAAGAAAUCGUGGCACCCGUCGCUGCUGCGGAACCAGGAGCGAGUAUGGUCUCAGGAAAAGCGGGCGCUGGAAGAGCGCAAGAAAGUCGACCAGUUGCGCCGUGAACGCGAGGAGGAACGCCAGAUACAAGAGCUGCAGCGUCUUCAGGAAGCUUCGGGCAAGGCCAAGCAGCACUCACGAGUCGACUGGAUGUACCAAGCCCCCUCCAGCGCAACCGGUCACUACUCAGAGGAGAUGGAAGGAUAUCUCCUGGGAAAGCGACGGAUUGAUGGUAUUCUUCUUAAGAAUGAUACCGAUAAUCAGAAAUUGGAAAAGGGCGCAGAUGUGGUGGGCGCAAAUGCCGCAGCGGGCUCAUCUGCCGGGUCCGCACGCGACACCAUGAUGAAGGUUAUGAACGAUCCCUUACUCGAGGUGAAGAAGAGAGAGCAGGCUGCAUAUGAGGCUGCAUUGAAGGAAGCACUCCGGCGGAAGGAAAGGGAGAAGGAACGUGCUCGUGAUGGUGAUCGCGAUCGAGACCGCCGCCAUCGCAGCCGUGAUUCAAGGCGCCGAAGAUAUAGUGAUGACGCAGAAGAUAAGCAUCGGAGUCGCUACUACCGGAGAGAUCGAUCUCGCUCUCCUACUUCACCCGAACGAACCCAUCGCCGGCACCGCGGCGAGCGAGACCGCGGAAAUGACCGAGACCGGGGAGACGACAGACGCCGUACCGAGGAUCCUGACGGUGACCGUGAUCGUACCCGUGACCGCCGAGACGUCCGUGACCGUGAUCGUCGGAACUAUCGCGAUAGAAGAGAUUUUUACUCCAGCCGCCCUCGAGAUACAGACCGAGAUGUGAAACGAGAUCGUGAAGACGAGCGUGACCAUCACAAAUCCCCUCGGAGACGCUCAAACUCUUCAAACCCCUCCCAACAGCGUAACGACCGUCUCAGCCACGCACAGGAAGACCGGGACAACCGUCGAGAUUAUCCUGGGCGCGACUACAAUAAUCGACCCGAGUCAUACAAUCGCAGCCGUGGUUCACACCCUUCUGGACCUACACCAUACAAGCCAGAUAUUAAAGAGCAGGAGGAAGAACGACGUCGGAAGUUGGCAGAAAUGCAGUCCAAUGCGAAUGAAAUAGAGUCAAACCGACGUGAUCGCAUCGCUGAGAUUUCCGCAAAGGAGGAGAAGGAAAAGGAGUGCGAAGAUAAGCAACGUUCUGACCGUGGUCAAUUCUUGUCUCAGGUUCACCGACGCGUGCAAGAGGACAGUCUGGAUGAACGAAUUCGCCGCAACCGUGGUGGCUUAUCGAAGGAUGAGGACUAG